AUGGAGGGACGAAGUUUAAACUCUCUAAUGUUUACUUUGCUUGGUUUGACUAUUGUGAACACAGUAGGAGUUAGUGGGCAAAAGACACGUGUGGGGUUCUAUUCCCGCACGUGUCCCCGCGCUGAGUCCAUCGUUAAGUCCACUGUUCGAGACCAUCUUAAGUCCGAUCCUAGUUUGGCAGCAGGGUUGCUUCGGUUGCACUUCCAUGAUUGCUUCGUGCAAGGUUGUGAUGCUUCCGUUCUCAUCGAGGGUCCUCAAACUGAGAGAACAGCAUUGCCAAACCUUAGUUUAAAAGGAUUUGAGGUUAUUAAUGAUGCUAAGACACAGCUCGAGGCUGUAUGCCCCGGCGUUGUGUCAUGUGCUGACAUUCUUGCUCUUGCAACUCGUGAUUCUGUCGACCUUAGUGAUGGACCGAGUUGGAAAGUGCCUACUGGACGUAGAGAUGGACGCAUAUCACAGGCUUCAGAAGCGAAUAACUUGCCUUCUCCUUUCGACUCUGUUGCUAUUCUGACGCAGAAGUUUGCAGCAAAGGGUCUCAACACGCAAGACCUCGUCGUCCUUUCUGGUGGACAUACAAUUGGUACAACAGCUUGCCUGUUCUUCAGGCACAGACUGUACAACUUUACUGAAAAUGGUCCUGACCCUUCCAUCGACCCUACAUUUCUUCCCACACUACGGGCACAGUGCCCCCAAAAUACAGGUGCUCAAAACCGUGUUGCAUUGGAUACAGGCAGUGAAUUCGAAGUUGAUAGAUCUUACUUUAAAAAUUUGAAGAACGGACGUGGAAUUUUGCAGUCUGAUCAAUUGCUUUGGACUGAUGCUUCCACAAAGACAUUUGUGGAAGCGUACUCCGACUCAGCCUUACGUUUCAAAUCGGACUUUGCAAAGUCUGUGGUGAAGAUGGGCAACACUGAGCUGAAAACGGGUUCUGAUAGUGAAAUUCGCACCAUAUGUUCUGCCAUUAACUAG
Molecule: messenger RNA, 969 nt
Organism: Vigna radiata var. radiata (mung bean)
Lineage: Eukaryota; Viridiplantae; Streptophyta; Magnoliopsida; Fabales; Fabaceae
Product: cationic peroxidase 2-like
Exons: 3
Coding region: 1-969 (322 amino acids)
Biological process (GO): response to oxidative stress; hydrogen peroxide catabolic process
Cellular component (GO): plasmodesma; plant-type cell wall
Molecular function (GO): heme binding; peroxidase activity
Source: RefSeq, a predicted model, not a curated record